Coffea eugenioides is the source of this 771-nucleotide messenger RNA. Its product is annotated as anthocyanidin 3-O-glucosyltransferase 1-like. The transcript is spliced from 3 exons. Lineage: Eukaryota; Viridiplantae; Streptophyta; Magnoliopsida; Gentianales; Rubiaceae. Gene Ontology annotation, molecular function: UDP-glycosyltransferase activity. The coding region runs from base 1 to 771 and encodes 256 amino acids. The record is from RefSeq and is a predicted model, not a curated record.
AUGGUGGGAGAGUGGAGCUUGUUAGAGGAUGUCUCCGAAUGGAAGCCCCGUCUUGAACCAAAGAAAGUAAUUUUUGGAAAUAUUAAGGUAAAGUCGACGAUGUUGGACCGAAUUAAAGAGGGCCAAAUGAAACAGCCAACGGUACAAAAGUGGGUGGAAAGAGUAAAGAAAGGAGAAUUGCCUGAUUUUAACCUAAAUCCUGAUGAAAUUCUAAAAUUUCGAAAUUGCGUCGUUGUACCCAAGGAUGAAGAACUGAAAAGGGAGAUUUUGGAGGAAUCUCACCGUUCUAGGUACACGAUAUAUCCAGGUAGUGGCAAGAUGAUUGACAAAGUGAUCAAAUGGGCACCACAAGCACCAAUUUUAGCCCAUCCUGCUGUGCAAGGAUUUGUGACACAUUGCAGUUGGAACUUAGUGCUGGAAAGUGUAUCAUUUGAAGUGCCAGUAGCAAUGUGGCCAAUGUAUGCUGAGCAGCAGAUUAAUGCCUUUUUGAUAGUUAAGGAUUUAGGCAUAGCUGCAGAGAUUAAAAUGGAUUACAAUAAUGAUAUUAUGAAUGAAAAUGAUGUUAUUGUGAAAUCUAAUGAAAUAGAGGAUGGAAUUCGACAAUUGAUGCAGCCAGACAGUGAAAUAAGGAGAAAGGUGAAAGACUUGAUGGAGAAGAUUGUAGUUUCCAACAAUCUACAAAGUCAUGGAAAUUUUGACAUCAAGAAUAUACUUAGCAAAGAUCAUUCUCCUUAUUCAAGUUUUUGCUUGAUAUUGGAUCCAAAGAUGUGA